Messenger RNA from Diaporthe batatas, 3170 nucleotides. RefSeq lists its product as uncharacterized. The record is from RefSeq and is a predicted model, not a curated record. NCBI's taxonomy places the organism in Eukaryota, Fungi, Ascomycota, Sordariomycetes, Diaporthales, Diaporthaceae. The coding region runs from base 808 to 2766 and encodes 652 amino acids. The transcript is spliced from 2 exons.
CAGGAUCAUUCUGGGUCUAGUAAUCAUAGCAGCCGCGCUGCUAUCUGAACCGUUCCCGACUUGGACAUCUUGGGUAGCCGCAGCAGAUGCGCCUCGUACCAUUGUACUUUUCUGUGUACUUCCCAAAGUUCCUAGUCCAGUCCCCUUGUCAUUCUCUUCCUCCCCACCCCGGUCAUGGACUCUGCUCUGCCGGCCUGUUACUACGGUGCUUGGGCCAUGGGCAAGUCCCGAGGGCUCCACUCCCGACUUAUACACGCCUCGAGUCGGCUGAUGGCGCGUCCGCGCCCAUGUCCUGUCCAGGUCGGCUCAUGGUUCCGGACUGCUCGGUAGACCGCGAGACCUGACCUACACAGUACUUGUUCUGAGCCGCCUCUGGUCGACCGCUCAUUCGGGCAGUUCUCUAACGAAGAUUUAAACAUCUGGCACAUCCCCCCCAUCAUUGUUACUUGUUUCGCUUCAACUCCCCAUCCUUUCUGUCGCAUCUCUAACCAGUGUUAUUGAGGUCUUCCUCGGACUUCACUCACACCCAUUAUCCUACCUUCAAACAAAUAUUCCCUUCCUUUCAACUUUUGUUAGAGAAAUAGGCCCAGGCCGGCCGUUUGAUACGUGACCUGCCUCUUCAGAACGCCUCACAGCGACUCUGCGCCUACACCUACACCCUUCUUCACUCCUGUUCCCCACCCCGGGACUCGACUGCAUCGACACAAACGGAGCGGGCCUCCCUUGUCAGACUCAUUUUUCCCAUUUUACAAUUAUAAUUUUACUGUCGUGUGUCUCGAACACACUGACUAUUGUCUGCUCGACAUCAUGUCCACUCUGGCAGGGGAUGUUCAAUUCGACUUCACCUUUCCGUGUAACCCAACUACACCUCCCAACUUCAGCUUCGACUCUUCCCUGCUGGAGAUCCCUUUCACCCACAACCAUGGCCACUCUGGUCACUCCCGAUCAGUCUCGACCGUCUCCAAUGGGUCUUCUAUCUACUCCUUCGAGUCGUCGCCAUCCGACUCGAUCGUGAGCACCAGCACACGCAGGACCACGCCCUCGCGGUCGCCCAUCCGCACUCAUGGCCCCAUGCUGCUGCCCAAGAUCCGCUCCCAGGACCAGAACAUUGUGCCGAACGCUGUGCCCCAGCCCCAGGCAAGGCCUUCCAAGCGCGCAAGGACCUCACCGGCACCAGCUCCAGUGGCCAACAGGAGCGCCUACCGACCCACACACCAGCGCAGCUACACAAACCCGGAGACCAUCAGCUACAACCCUACCCCGGUUGUGUCUGCUGCUUCGUUCCCUUCGACGCUCCCAGAAGAGUUCAACUCCUCCAGCCUGCUGUGCUCCCCGGUCAUGUUCACAGGUGCCGAGUUCACCCCAGCAACAACAACGUCAACACUGGACAACCGCGCUCAGCGUGCUUCGUCGUGCAACCUUGACGAGGUCACGAUAGAAAAGUAUGGCUUCCCAACAUACCGUCAGAUGCCCGCCUACGUCCCGGCCGCCGGGCAGGCGACCGCUCACUCGGGCAGCCCCACGCCAACCCCCCAAGCCACCCCGGCCAUGCUGCCUGUUUCAACGCCAGCGGACCUGACAAACCUUCCGGCCCCAUCCUCUUACUUCCCGUCGUACCAGCAGCCUUAUGCCUCGCGCGGCUCCUCACCCAUGGCCCCAGCUGCCAGUCUCACACCUGAGCCUCAGCCCAUGGAGCAAGUCCAGGUCCUGCAGCCGUCAGCCCUGGCCCCCGCCCCCACCACAACCCUCCUCAACUACCUGACCACGUCCAACCCCGCGCCCAGCCUGGUCCACUCCAUCGCCUUCCCCCUGAGGGAUCCUCACAUCAAGCACUUCUGGUGGGACGUCAGGCAGGUCCGGCAAUGGACCUCCUUCAACACCUCCACCAUCAUGUCGCUCGCUGGCGGUGCCGCAAGCAGCCUCCUCACCUGCCCGGUGCCCGAGAGCUUCCUGCCCAGCCCCAUGAGCUCGCAGCGCCACCCUGAGACGGAGCUGGCGCUGCACUCCAUCUACGCCAACUGGUACCUGCCCAAGCUCAACGCCGCGCUCGCCCUGUCCUCCAACCGCCCGGUCCAGCUCAGCGUGCCGUCCAAGUCUGGUCCCCACGCCACCAAGGACACGGAGCAGAUGUUCGUCGCGACCAUGGCGGGUGACGCCAGCUCCGCUGCGGCCAUCUUUGGCGGAAAGCCGUCAGCCCGCGUCGUCGGCCUGGUCAAGUCAUUUGACCGGUUCAACACGGGCAUGCGCGUUGAGGGCAACGUCAAGAAGGUCGAGUACCUCAAGGGCCUGGCUCACCUGCACCACGUGAUGCGCGAGCACGGCUGCCGGUACGGCUUCAUCCUGACCGAGAUUGAGCUCGUGGUCGUACGCAAUGGCCUCGAGGGCACCCCCCACUUCGGCUUCGUCGAGGUCACGAGCUGCCAGCUCGGCACGACCGCCAGCGACCCCAUCGACCUGACCAAGGACGAUGACGAGGACGACGCCGGCAGCAGCGUGCCCAUGACGGCCUGCCUCGCCCUCUGGGGCCUGUGCAUGCUUGCCAGCGACGAGCCGCUCCCCGAGGGCCACGUCCCCGCGCGCUCUGAGAUCGGCGCCCCCGCUGAGGGCACGCGCAGGAAGGCCCUGCCCCGCGACACCUGGAUGCCUCAGCCCCAGCUGGCGGAGAAGAGGGAGGCCAAGCGCAGCCGCGGCUGGGUCCUCCCCGAGGACGCCGUCGGGCGCAAGGAGCUCGGAAAGAGGGGUGUCCGCUACGGCGGCGCCUGCUGAGCAUUCGGGGCUGGGCCCUGACUCACCGGACUGGUGUGGCGUGGAAGAGACUCUGGGGAUAUUCUAAUGGGAUGGGGAGACCCUCCCUUCAGCUUUUUUCAGAUGACGACUGUAUCUACGAUUUGAUGAUGAUUAUAAUGUGAUGAUGGAAAAUAUGGCAUGGAGAAUAUGAACAUAUAUACAACUUAUAACUUAUAAAAGUACCUAGGUUUUGGCUUGCGUGUUUUUCUUGACUAUAUUUUGGGCUCUGCUGGCUUUGGGGACUUUGGUUAUUGGAGAAGAUGGGCUUCUGGUCUUUAGAGUAUUGAGCUUGGACUUGCUGGCUGGGUCCUUGCUGGUUACAUUGCAUACAUUGCUGCGCACAGGUUUCAAUAGGCCCACUAGGAAUACAUUCCUUCUUUAAA